AUGGACCUUGUUGCUGAUAAUAUUAACUAUGUGACUGCAAGUAAUAUAGCCAUUUAUCCAUUGAACUCAGAGUAAUAUUAAUAUUUUACUUAUUAGCCAAGAUAUCAAUGAAUUAUGUAAUUAAAUGAGAUUUGAUAAAAAUAUGAAAAUUGAAGUAAUUAAAAUAAUGAAGCAUCAUCCAUUUCCUAAUCCAAUUUCAAUCUAUAAUUAUUUAUAAAAGUAUAGAAAUAUAUAUUAUAAAUAGGUAUUGUGAUUUUACUGGUUUGAUCACAAAAAAACAAUUAACGGAACUAUCUAAUUAUUUUAAGGAAAUAUGGUAUUAUUAUUUGGAUGCAGAACCGAAGAUGAAUAUUUUUUUGAAGAAGAACUGA
Paramecium octaurelia is the source of this 371-nucleotide messenger RNA. Lineage: Eukaryota; Ciliophora; Oligohymenophorea; Peniculida; Parameciidae. The record is from the annotation of a GenBank genome assembly.